AUGAGAAGCGCUGAGAAACAGAAGGGUGGAAGACAAAGAAGCCGUGCCGGGAACGUGACGAGAGUUCCAAACCAUCAUCCCACCCGGCACGGGAUUGAAGUGAAGUUUCUCUUGGCCUGUCAUUUCUGGCGGCUCGGGAGAGAGAAAUCCGAGAAGUACCCACGCGCUGUUGAAAGUUUCGGUGUAAAGGAUAGAAGAGGAAGUGGUGUCGAAGAAAGUAAAUAUUGCCAAAGCGUUGGCCCAAUAAAAGCUCGUAUCAAUAUGGGAUGGUUUGAACAACAAACACUUCAGAAUAAUAUUAUGACUAUCAAAAUUGAGGAAGUGUCACGAAGAAGAGCAUGUCAUUUGAUGAAAGGACACUCGGAACAUCGAUCGAAUGCUUGGCGACCGGAGGAAGUUUAUAGGACGUGCGUACAAGCGCUGGAAGGCCGAUGUUCGCGUCGAAGUAAGCUUAUCCAUGAGCAAAAACUAGCUGUCAAGGAGUUUAUCGCAAAGGUUGAGAUUAUUCUGCUGAAUGAGUUGGGCAGAAGUCUGGAAGCGGCGAAUGAGCCUGACCGACGAUUGAUCUCGCGGUUGAAUAGGGCUCUCGCAUCAUACGAUUCCAAUGAUAUUGGAAUGUAUCAUGUGCCGUCGCCGUCUCGUCCCGCGUGGAAAACCUGGAACCUGGACCAAGAAGACCCCGUUAGAAUGAUGCAGGUAGUUGAUACUGUAUCGGAGCUGCUGCAGUUACCCCGCGAAGAGUCUUAUGAGAGUCGAUCCGAAUGGAAUCCGCGCCAUGCGGCUGAGGUGAUAGCGGCAUCUCUUGGCGCCAAACUACCCACGGACAGCUCGAGUCUAUUCCGAUUGUUCAGUUCCCGCGCCACAUCUCCCGAUCGUAAGUCGGACAUGUCGGAGGUGGACAGCCGACGUCGCGGGAAUAGUGUGGACUCCUUCCGAAGGACGAUGCCGUUGGAGCCGAAUGUGUUCGUUCGCGACCGGCCAGUGGCGAUGUCUUUUCGAGAGCGCUCCGUUGCUUCCGACGAUGCCCAUACUGUACACAGCCUUGUG
Ostertagia ostertagi is the source of this 1047-nucleotide messenger RNA. The record is from the annotation of a GenBank genome assembly. Lineage: Eukaryota; Metazoa; Nematoda; Chromadorea; Rhabditida; Trichostrongylidae.